GAAUCAUUCGAGCUGCGACACCCCGAGAGAGAGAGAGAGCAUCCCCAAGCAACGUGAAAUCAUGUCUCCCAACAUUGCAUCUGAAAAUGCCGAGUACUCUCCAAGAAUGACCGUUGCAAAAAGAAAAGAAGCGACUGAACUGAGAAAGACUCUCAAGCCCUUGAUGGAGAAACGCAGACGCGCCCGCAUCAACGAGAGUCUCAACCAGUUGAAAACUCUGAUUCUCCCACUGAUCGGAAAAGAUAAUUCCCGAUAUUCCAAACUGGAAAAAGCUGACAUUUUGGAAAUGACAGUUCGGUUCCUGAAAGAUGUACCCAGCACCCCUGUUCAGAGUGCAUCUGAUAGCUUCAGAGAAGGAUACAAAGCCUGUCUUCAACACGUCUCCAGUAUAUUGCCCAACACCAAUCUGCUGGACAAAGAAACGUCCCAGCGCGUAAACGAAUACAUCCAGAGUUUUAUGGCAUCGCCUGCAAACCCUCCGAGCUGCCAGAACUGCGAUGGGCAAAGCCCCCGCUCCAGACCUCAGAGAAGUGAAAGCGUGGUGUGCCUGAACCCAACCGCAAGAGGAUCGAGGACCGAGCCCUCUUCAGACCUCAACGGUCACCGCAUCAACCGAGUCCAGCCCGUCCCACAGCUCCACAGCGUCCCUAUGUGGAGGCCUUGGUAGAAAACAAAAAGGACUGAACAUUUGUAAAAUAUUUAUAUAUGUAAAAA
Polyodon spathula (Mississippi paddlefish) is the source of this 714-nucleotide messenger RNA. RefSeq names its product transcription factor HES-2-like. Gene Ontology annotation, biological process: anterior/posterior pattern specification; regulation of neurogenesis; regulation of transcription by RNA polymerase II. The transcript is spliced from 4 exons. NCBI's taxonomy places the organism in Eukaryota, Metazoa, Chordata, Actinopteri, Acipenseriformes, Polyodontidae. The record is from RefSeq and is a predicted model, not a curated record. Gene Ontology annotation, cellular component: nucleus. Gene Ontology annotation, molecular function: RNA polymerase II cis-regulatory region sequence-specific DNA binding; DNA-binding transcription factor activity, RNA polymerase II-specific; protein dimerization activity. The coding region runs from base 62 to 667 and encodes 201 amino acids.